UUCUCAAUAAAAAAGAGCACUUGGAUUCUCGGGGAACAGUUACCUAAUAUAUCUUCUUUAUUAUAAAAAUACACUUAUAUAAGAACAAUGCCUUCAAUUUCGCAGUAAGUAAAAAUCUUCUGAACAUUAUAAAAUUUGUAACGAUUGCGUUAGUUUGACAAUAUAUCCAAAAUUGAUCAUGAUACACCUACAUAUAUGCAUUAAUUAAUCUGUCACUUCUAGGAAUCGAGGGUGAGGUACACAUACUUUGAACAAUGGAUUGUAGGGUUACAAUAUUGGCAUCUGGCUGUAUCCUCUUUGGGCUCUCUCAGAGGAUACAGCGUUUUUUUUUAAAGUCCUAUUAUGCUAAAGUGAUUGAAACCGACAUUUGUUGGUGUAAGGGUUCUGCACAAUGUCUACGAUAAAUAAUAAAUUGAUAGCAAAGAGCUUUGAAUAAAAUGGCGCAUUUAGUAAAGAUUCAAGGAUACUCUUAGGGAGGCAAAUCAAAGUGUAAGAUAAUGCAAAUAGGCAAACAGAAGUACGUUAGAGUAGACGUUCAAUAACUGCAACAUUGUUGCUUUCUACUUAGCGAACGAAAUUCGAUAACUGCAACGUCGGGCAGACGUCAAAAAUCGAUCAACAAGAACACCUCUCGAUCGUACAAGCAUUAUGAUACAGUAGGUACAGGCAUUCAGUGCAACAGUUAUGGAAAAUCUAGGAUUAUGAAUGAAAGCUCCAACAGAGAAAAGGUAACAUUCUCGCUUGAUCCACAUUGGGGAUGCGAAAUCUUUAUUCUACCUGGUGAUUCUGAAAUUUUGACUUAUUUUGAUGGAUUUGUUUGACAAGUGCUAAGCUCCUCUAACCGAUCAUCUCUGUAAAACCACUGCCUUUAAAAUGUACACCAAUGUGAUUCGGAAGAUUAUUUGUCGGGAAGUUGUGGUUCGGAGCGAAAAGUUACAAUGAUCGUGUGCGACUAGCUAGGAUGAAUUUUUGAUAUUACCAUCGUAUCACCUAUGAGAAGCUGUUUCAGCACUGGAUGCUUUUCAAGUUGCUAAUAUACUGGACAGACUAGAGGGCGUAUGUUAUCGUAGCUAGUAGUGGAAUCUGUUAUACUUACAUACUUAUCUCUGAAACAUCAUCCAUGAUUUGUACAAAAGUUUAUGCUAUGCUUUGCUAUGACAAAUAGCAUAGCAAAUAACACAACGGUAGUGCUGUUCCAUUCUGUAAAUUCCAAAGGUGUAAAUUCUAUUAUCGGGUCUCCAGUUAGUCUAGUGGUUAAGACUAUGGAUCGCCAAUCCGGAGACGGCGGGUUCGAUUCCCGUUCCAGUCGGGGAAAUUUCUCGACUUCCUGGGCAUAGUGUAUCAUUGUACUUGCAUCACUAUAUACAAAUUCAUGCGAUGGCAGGCAAAGAAAGCCUUUCAAUUAAUAACUGUGGAAGUGCUCAAAGAACACUAAGUUGAAGCGAGACAGGCCAAGUCCCAGUGGGGACGUCGAGCCAUAAAGAAGAAGAAGAAAUUAUGUUAUCGUAUACACAGUGUGUGCUACUGGGCCUACAGUUAGCCUAAUGGUUCAGGGUGUGAAUCGCCAAUCGAGAGACGGUGGGGUUCGAUUCCCGUUCGGAUCGGGACAAUUUUCUUGAUUCCCUGAGCAUAGUGUAUCUUUGUGCCUUCCUCACAAAAUACAAAUUCAUGCAAUGGCUGGCAAAGAAAGCUCUUCAAUCAAUAACUGUGCAAGUGCUCAAAGAACACAAAGUUGAAGAGAAGCAUAAAUAAGAAGUGAGUGGGAAGGGGAUGAAAGCUCAGGUAAAAUAUCGUCUGGGCGCCCAAUCAAAAACACCACCCCGGUGAAGAAUGGCGCUUGAACCUAUAGCUAUUCCCAAGUAACAAAAUUAAUUUUAUAAUGCUUUUGAAGUAUUCUUCAACACCUGUUCUUUAAAACCAUGCAUAAACCAAAUUGCUCUGCAACACGACAUCAACUCAACCAUAAACCCGCCAUAAGACCAAAGAGGCCCAUCCUAAGAUGCUCUUGGAGAGUUGUUUUUAAAUUUCUCUUAAAACUUGUUCUACUUCCCAAGUUGUCCUCAAGGCGAAUUGCUCUCUCCUUGUAGAAUUCUUCAAGUGCACGAUAAAACGAUAAUAAAUUUGUCAGUGUUGUUGCUGAUGCAGCUUUUAUGUCGACAGAAAAGUUUGGUGAAUUAAAUUGAAAUUAAAAACACAAUGAAUAUGACACAUUAUUGUAAUCGGGAUUAAUUUAUUACACAAAUUGGGAAUAUUUCCGUGGUGUAACAAGGAUACCAAAUGCCAAGAUAAAUUCAUCGUAUAUAAGUUGCAAGAUACUUCCAAAAAUUGCAACGCGCUUCCAUUAUAACGCACUAAUAAAAUAUUUAAAAAUAUUAUUCCUGGUCAUGCGAACAUUGCUCAUGAGUUUUCUGAACAUGGCUUCCAUUGAAAUUUAGGCCGGUGGUCGGUCCAUCAUCGAUGGUUUUAAUCAAAAUCACCAUAAGAUCGUCUUAAAUUUCUUUCAACUCAUGCCAGAGCUAAAAGCAUAACUCAAGAAUACUAGGAUUUAUAACGUUCUCAAUGCAGCCUGGUUGGCCUCCAUCCAGAACGUCUUAAAUUUAUUUCAUCUUAUGCAAGGGUAAGAAGUAUUACUCAAGAGUACUCAGGUUUAUAACGUUCUUGAUGUAGGUUUAUGCAAACUCUGCCAAGAACGUCAUAAAACAUGUACGCCAAAUUGUAAACAAACAAUAAAUUAUCGCACCGCGGUGGAUUUUGUAAAUCUUGUCCGAUGAAUUGAUUUAUCAGCCCGGUACCGUUGCCAACCUGGCAGACCUUUUUCGAUAAGCUGCCUUGAUGCGGUGCAGUGCCUCAUUCCUCCGGUCAGCACUUCCAACAGGUAAGUAGUUGUUGAUUUUGAAGAUCGAUGAUUGGAACCCCGAUUGCACGGGAAACGACGUCCUGGAUGACCAUACCCACCUCAUUUCGGAUGCUGCAACCGGAGGAACUUGGCACUGCACCGCGUUGCGGUUGGGUUUCCGGGUAGGUGUUCUUGAUUGGCAGCAAUAAUGGAACGAUGAGAAUCAAAAUCUGAUGCUUGAGUUUUCUCUUGUGUUUGAUUUGACGUGUUAAUACGAUUUCCAUCCAGCAGUGAGAAUCAAAAUGACUGAGACCGCCGUCGAAGUUGCCGCUGUGACUCCAGUGCUUGUCACACCAUCGAAGACCCCGAAGAAGUCCAAAGCCGCCAUGGCAAGCCGGAUUGUUAAGAAGCUGAACAAGCCGUCCACCCAUCCACCAGUGAAGGAAAUGGUCAUGGCCGCCAUCAUGCACCUGAAGGAACGUAAGGGAUCUUCUUUGCAGGCCGUCAAGAAGUAUAUCGGUACCAACUACGAGUGCGACGUGCUCAGGCUGAACACCUUCAUCUUGAAGGCUCUGAAAAGUGGCGUCGAAAAGGGUACGCUGAUCCAGACCAAGGGAACCGGGGCGUCCGGAUCCUUCAAGCUGAAGGAUAAAAAGGCGUCCGUUGAGAAAAAGCCCAACAAGGCUGUCGGAGAGAAAAAGAAGGCUGUCAAAAAGGUGGCGGACGAAAAGAAGGUCAAGAAGUCGGUUUCCAAGAAGGCGACAGGUGAGAAGAAAACCAAAGGAGCCAAGGCUUCCAAGGUCACCUCUAAGACCGGAACAGUGGCGAAGAAAGCUGCUGCUUCCAAGCAGAAGGCCACAAAACCGUCCAAGGUCGCUGCCAAGAAGCCAAAGACUCCGAAGCCGAAGAAAAUCGCUCCAGCUAAGAAAGCUGCUCCGAAGAUGGAGAUGGAGCUGCAAAUUAGCGCAGAGGAGGAAGCAGAGAAAAGUGCUUGGCAGGAGAAGAUGCUCCAGAAGAAGAGAGGUCAAAUCCUGCGGAUAAAAGCGAACCGGGAGUCGUUCGAGAAGCAGAUGGCGGACAUGGACAACGAGUUGGCGGGAUUCUCGGGCGUCAGGGUGGCAAAGCCGUCGUCGAAAAACUUUGUCGAUGAAAAUUCGGAUCGGCGUAGUUCCGAUUCAUCCAUGGAGAAACAGGCCAGGAAGAUCAUAGCGUCGAGAAACUGGGAGCAGGUCGACAGUGGAAGCCAAAACGGGCUGGGGCAGCAGCCCAGACCGACAAAGGCACAGCUGGCUGCCAGGCAGGGGCUAACGUACAAGCUCCCAAAAUUUUCUGGCAAACCAGCACAGUGGCCACUGUUUUACGCCGCCUACAAAGCGUCCAACGCAACAUGGCUACAUGGAUCACGAAAACCUGAUGCGACUGCAGGAAGCGCUCGAAGGUGAUGCUCUUGAGUUGGUAAGUGGUCAGCUUCUUCUUCCCGAAACCAUUCCAAGGGUCAUCGAGAAGCUGCGUCGCCAUUACGGCCGUCCGGAACAGCUGCUUGAAAGUCUGUUGGACAAAAUUAAUCGACUAGACCCUCCUCAACCGAA
Aedes albopictus (Asian tiger mosquito) is the source of this 4425-nucleotide messenger RNA. RefSeq names its product histone H1B-like. Gene Ontology annotation, cellular component: nucleus; nucleosome. The transcript has a single exon. Gene Ontology annotation, molecular function: structural constituent of chromatin; double-stranded DNA binding; nucleosomal DNA binding. The record is from RefSeq and is a predicted model, not a curated record. Bases 3139 to 4278 code for a protein of 379 amino acids. Gene Ontology annotation, biological process: chromosome condensation; negative regulation of DNA recombination; nucleosome assembly. Lineage: Eukaryota; Metazoa; Arthropoda; Insecta; Diptera; Culicidae.